Molecule: messenger RNA, 623 nt
Organism: Fusarium redolens
Lineage: Eukaryota; Fungi; Ascomycota; Sordariomycetes; Hypocreales; Nectriaceae
Exons: 3
Coding region: 100-537 (145 amino acids)
Source: RefSeq, a predicted model, not a curated record
GGAUCCUCAGCCGUGAUACCGCCAACUGAUAAAGUGAUGGAAGAGACUAGUUAAGAGGUUCGCAAAGGAGGUUCAUUGUAAAAAGUCCAUGGCUUUCCUAUGAGGUCCAUGAGAUCCGAGGAAGGGAAAAACCGGCCCAAGAAACAAAAUCCCGAUCCUCUUUCAUCCCCAUUCUACUUCACUUCGAGCACCGAGGUUUGCGAUAACUGCGCAAGCCAGGAGCAGCAAGCUCAGCUCAUUACUAGCACGACUCCCAUUACGUCGCUGUUACUGGACUAUGCCAAUAUUGGGCAGUUGGGUAGUAUGGGCGAAGAGGAUGUUGAGCCAUUCCUCAUCAAGAACUUGAAGUGGCGUGUUCAGACUGUCAUUGACCCCAGAGACCUGGACAGAGAUCACACGAUGAAACUCGGUAUCAGCCGCAAGAUGGCGCCCAUGCCUGGGCAGACUGGGGAUGUUCAGUACUUCUUCCAUCCCAAGAUCAUUGAAACCAUCAUCGAUAACUCCUCACCCCAAAUGACGCCCUUGACUGUUCAGUAAGGGUGAGUCUAUCAACAUCAAGCUUCAGUACUAUCAAACAUAUCUUGAACAAUUCCGUUGGGUAUUCACAUGCAAUUAAUUGUGCC